Messenger RNA from Manihot esculenta (cassava), 1372 nucleotides. RefSeq names its product E3 ubiquitin-protein ligase RNF144A. Gene Ontology annotation, molecular function: ubiquitin protein ligase activity; zinc ion binding; ubiquitin conjugating enzyme binding. Gene Ontology annotation, cellular component: ubiquitin ligase complex; cytoplasm. Bases 88 to 1239 code for a protein of 383 amino acids. Lineage: Eukaryota; Viridiplantae; Streptophyta; Magnoliopsida; Malpighiales; Euphorbiaceae. Gene Ontology annotation, biological process: protein polyubiquitination; ubiquitin-dependent protein catabolic process; positive regulation of proteasomal ubiquitin-dependent protein catabolic process. The record is from RefSeq and is a predicted model, not a curated record. The transcript is spliced from 3 exons.
UUUCUUCCAAACGAAGUCUCUUGUUCAAAUUUCAAAGCAAGAUCAGUAUAAUCGCUCCUUUACUGAGCGCUGAUCUCCAAGUUUACCAUGGAAAUCCAACAGAUUGCUGUUUGCUUAGAAUCCCAGUGUAUACCAAUGUCGCAAGAACAAGAACAACAAGAACAGGGGAAGGAAGAACCAAGAAAGAAGCCAAAAGUGGAGAAACCAGAGAUGAUUGAGAUUGUGAAUCUAGAUGAUGAUGCUGAUGAUGGAUUUUUCUACGCACCCAUCUCAAUAAAAGGUAACACGAAGAGAACUGCAAUAUCUGUUGAGCAAUACAGUGAAGAAAUGGAACUUAACCUUGCUAUUUUGGCUUCCCUUAAACCCACUACCAAAACCAACAAGCAAGAAUAUUUCGUCCAUCUUUCAUAUGGUAUUCAUGAUUAUUACUAUGUGGAUGAUGUUGAUGGUGGUGUUGAUGAUGAUAUUAAGGUACUUUACUUCAGACCCCGAUCCUCCACUUCUAAGGUAGGAAGAAAACGCUUUAAAAAUUCCAUGAGCGAAAGCGGACAAUCUUCGAAACCCAAAAGGGAUCCUGAGUUCGUCUGUGAGAUAUGCGUUGAACCCAAGACUGUAGAUGAAUCAUUUAACAUCAAGGGUUGCACUCAUGCUUACUGUAGAGAGUGCAUGGCCAAGUACGUGGCCACGAAAUUGCAAGACAAUAUAUCUAAUAUUCAUUGUCCAGUAUCAGGUUGUUCAGGCUUGUUGGAGCCUGAGUAUUGCCGUUCAAUCCUUCCGGAGGAAGUUUUUGAUAGGUGGGGCAAUGCUUUGUGUGAAGCUUUAAUUAUUGGGUGUCAGAAAUUCUAUUGUCCCUUUAAGGAUUGUUCAGCAAUGUUGAUAGAUGAUGGAGGAGAGAUCAUAAAGGAAUCUGAGUGUCCUAAUUGCUGCAGAAUGUUCUGUGCACAAUGCAAGGUCCCUUGGCAUUCAGGGAUUCAGUGCCAGGAGUUUCAGGAAUUGCAUAAGGAUGAGAGAGAGAAGGAAGAUAUCAUGUUGAUGAGGCUAGCAGAGAAUAAGCAUUGGAGGAGGUGCCCAAAUUGUAGGAUAUAUGUCGAGAGAACACAGGGUUGCAGAUAUAUGAAAUGCAGGUGUGGAGCUGCUUUCUGUUACAGCUGUGGAUUUGCUAAGGGUGUGGUGAAAUUUCAUGCUUGUGCUUCAACUGGCUCAAUUAAGCCCUGCAUAUGUGAGAAAUCUGGCAAUUAAGCUCUUAUUAGGCUAUGUGAAUUAACUUUGUUAUCAAGCUUUAAAUUUUCGUCGAGAUUACGUUUUGGCAUGUAAUCUGUCAGAGCCAAAAUUCAGUUAGGAUUUUCAUCAAACACCUUAAGGACUUGCGUAG